AUGCGUGCGGUCGUGGUCGUGGGAGUCGGCGUGUUGUGGGCGCUGGUAUGCGCCCUGGUGCCCCGCUGCGCGUCGGACAUGGUGACUGUGGUGCAGGAGCCGGUAAAGCUCGAGUCCUCCCUGCUGAAGCCAAAGGUGAUGAUCGCCAUCGUGGCUCGGAACGCGGCGCACAGCCUGACGCACUACCUGGGCUGCAUCGACAGGCUGGAGUAUCCCAAAGAGCGCACAGCUGUCUGGGUAGCAACAGAUCAUAAUGUGGACAACACCACGGCCAUGCUGAGGGAAUGGCUGAAGAGUGCUCAGCGUGCCUACCACUAUGUGGAGUGGAGACCCAUGGACGAGCCGAGGUCGUAUACAGAUGAGUGGGGUCCAAAGCACUGGCCACUGUCCAGAUUCAGCCACGUGAUGAAGCUGAGACAGGCAGCGCUGAGGUCUGCCAGGGAGCGUUGGGCCGACUACAUCCUAUUUACAGACAGUGACAACCUGCUGACCAACCCCCAUGUGCUGGACUUGUUAAUGGCUGAGAACCUGACCCUGGUGGCUCCCAUGUUGGAGUCUCGCUCUCUCUACUCUAAUUUCUGGUGCGGCAUCACACCACAGGGUUACUAUAAAAGAACUCCAGACUACCAACCAAUCAGAGAGUGGAAGCGGCUGGGCUGUUUUCCUGUUCCCAUGGUGCACAGCACAUUCCUAUUGGACCUGCGUCGUGAAGGCAGCAGACACUUGGCCUUCCACCCCCCUCACCCGGAUUACAGCUGGGCAUUUGAUGACAUCAUGGUGUUUGGCUUUUCAGCACGUCAAGCAGGUGUGCAGAUGUAUGUGUGUAACAGAGAACACUACGGCUUCCUCCCCGUCCCUCUGAAGGCGCAGCAAAACCUCGAAGAAGAAAGUGAGAGUUUCAUACACACCAUCACAGAGGCCUUGAUUGACCACGACAUUGAGCCCUCUCAGUACCUGCCUACGUCACCAUCACCGCAGAGCACGAUGGGCUUUGAUGAAAUCUUCCUCAUCAAUCUGAAGCGGCGCCUGGACAGGAGAACCAGGAUGAUGAAAACUUUUUCCUCAUUGGGUCUACAGGUCACACUGGCAGACGCAGUGGAUGGAAAGGCUCUGAACAAGUCACAGUUGCAGGCACUGGGAAUAGAGAUGAUGCCGGGCUAUAAAGACCCUUAUUCUGGUCGAAUCCUGACCAGGGGAGAGAUCGGUUGCUUCCUUAGCCAUCACUCCAUAUGGACACAGGUGAUGGAGCAUGGCCUCCAGAAGGUUCUCGUUUUAGAGGAUGACGUGAGGUUUGAACCCAGGUUUAAACGACGGCUUCAGACCAUAAUGGAUGACAUCGACAAAGCCCAGCUGGACUGGGACCUCAUCUAUGUCGGGCGUAAGCGUAUGCAGGUUCAGCAGCCGGAGCAGUCGGUGGAUGGUGUGAACAACCUGGUGGUGGCCGACUACUCGUACUGGACACUCGGCUAUGCGCUGUCGCAGCAAGGAGCCAGGAAAUUACUGGAUGCCCAGCCCUUCUCAAAGAUGCUGCCAGUGGAUGAGUUCCUGCCUGUCAUGUUCAACAAACACCCCAAUGUUGACUACAUGUCUCACUUUGACCUCCGGGACUUGAAGGCUUUCUCGGUGGAGCCGCUGCUCAUCUAUCCCACCCACUACACCGGCGAGCCGGGCUACAUCAGUGACACAGAAACCUCCACCAUCUGGGACGACGACACCGUGGCCACAGACUGGGACCGGCAGCACGCACGCAAGACUGCGCAGCAAGGGAGCAUCCGCCCCGUGGCGCAGAACAGCGUCACUGGAGAGUCGCCGCCGCCAGCCGCUCGAGCCUUGAGAGAUGAACUCUGAUAGACUGAAAGAGAGAGAGAUCCAAGAAAGUCGUGUGUACACAAACUUUAUUAAAAAUAUGAACACUUGAAAAACAGACCAAGGUCCAGUGCAUGUACUCUCACGUGCACGUGGCUACUCUAAACCCUGGCUUGCCGGCCUGGAUUACAGUUGGAGCAGAAUGCGAGGGACACCGCGAGGAAGUGGACAAUCCCAGAGGACAGCCAGCAGGCCUUUGACCAGCCCUUUAUUUAUGUGUUCUGCAGAUGCAGACACACACACACACACACACACACACACACACACACACACACACACACACACACGGAGACGCUGACAGCCUGAGAAAAAUGCCUACUGUAUCAUUAACGCAGGGAAAGGAAACAUUCUCACAAAUCAAUUUUCUUGUUACUUAAACAGAAUAAUUACAUUAUUUAAAACGCACAGAUGUGGGUUUUUUGUUCUGGCAAGAAUCCGACAGUUGUAGUUGUAUGUGAAAACAGCUCUUCGGUGUGCAUGUGAGGUGGUGUGCGUGCAAGUUGAGUGUAGAUGAAGGAGGCGGAUGUCUUGUGUCACCCUGAAGCAGGUAGUAGAUGUUCCUCAGCACAGACGUGCUGUCACUCUCACAGCAGGCUGGACCUGCUGGUUGGUGCUUCAGCGUGUGGCCUGGCCAUGUAUGAUGUGCAGUUUCCACCAUUUCAGAGCUGACAUGUGCAAUGCAUUGUGGGAUAACUGGUUUAUUUCUUCACUGAUGUCUCAGAGUAGCCAGGGCUGACUUUUAUCUUGCAGUUGUGAUGUUGGACUGAAUUAUUAAAAUAGCUUCU
Messenger RNA from Thalassophryne amazonica, 2651 nucleotides. RefSeq names its product collagen beta(1-O)galactosyltransferase 2 (gene colgalt2). The transcript has 12 exons. Gene Ontology annotation, molecular function: procollagen galactosyltransferase activity. Bases 1 to 1848 code for a protein of 615 amino acids. The record is from RefSeq and is a predicted model, not a curated record. Lineage: Eukaryota; Metazoa; Chordata; Actinopteri; Batrachoidiformes; Batrachoididae.